Linum trigynum is the source of this 1023-nucleotide messenger RNA. The record is from the annotation of a GenBank genome assembly. NCBI's taxonomy places the organism in Eukaryota, Viridiplantae, Streptophyta, Magnoliopsida, Malpighiales, Linaceae.
UGCCGAAAACAAUCCGGAGAUACUGCACUUCCAAGCGACGUACGUAGCCAAGAGCCCCAUAAUCCCCAUGCACCUUCACUGCCUAUCAUCGACGAAUGCGGUGGUAUUAUAAAAACCUAACCACUGCGCCAAUGAUCAGUACUACACCACAAAUUCAUCAUCAUUCUUAUCAAACACCAGUUUCAGGAAAGCGAACAGUGAUGUCGAUGGAGCAGCUGGUUAUGAUCCGCAAAGUACUCCUACUACCGGCGGUCGUUCUGCCGACGGUAGUACUGAUACAAGAUUCUGCAGCAGAUGAUGAUGAGGAUUAUAACCCUGUGACGGUUCAUGUUACCAACAAGUUGAGCAGCAGAAUGGCGCUGAUGGUGCAUUGCCGAUGCGGAUACGUCGACCUUGGCGCUCGGGCGGUUGAGGCCGAUUCCAAUUACAUGCAGUUGGGGUUUCUGGCCAAGGCGUAGGCGUGGCUAUCCAGAUGGGAGGGGUUUUGCGUGCCACCUCGCAUUUCAAGAUAAGCGUCUUGAUUUCACAACAUUCGCCAGGUUUGGAGAUUUAGAAGACGAUGUAUUUGAUGAUGGAGUUUAUGGGACUAGCUCGGAUGGUGGGAGGGAAGCAACGACUUUCUGAGUGGAGGAGGUUGAUUUAGCUGUACAGUGUCAAAAUCGACGUUGGUUCCAUCAUAUUCCAUCAAAAUAGUUAUGAGUUUUUUUUUUAACCUUUCUAAUCAUCCUUAAUUGUUAGGAAGUUAGUUUACACUACAAAAAAAGGAGCUAUACCAAGGGUUUUAUUGGCCUGUAGCAGGGGUUUUAACCCCUGCUAUAAAUUGUAGCAAGGGUUUGUAAAACCCCUGAAUCAACCCUCACCUAUGCUGUCCCUGCUAUGGAUAGCAAGGGUUUUGAGAAACCCAUGGUGGAAGUACCAUCCAGGGGUUUUAGCAUGGGUUAAAACCGCAGCUACUCCUAGCUAGGGGUAGAACCCCUGCUACAUGACAGUUCAAAAUCCAACAAAGAAAUGUUCAUACCAAGG